AUGGAAGCAGUCCCACUUUGGAAUGUGAAAAUUAAAGAUAAAAAUAACGUCAGUCAAUGUAUAUGGGAUUUAUGCUAUAGUCCGACCGGAUCCACACUGGUUGUUGCAGCUGGAAAUGCCGUCCUGGUUUACCAAGCUGAUGACGGAGGGUUACAAAAGUCAUUGAAGGGUCACAAAGAAACGGUUUACUGCGUAGAUUUUUCCCAUGACGGGAAGUUUUUUGCUAGUGGUGGGGCUGACAAAUGUGUAAUUAUCUGGAAGGCCCUUUCUCUGGAAGGUCUAUUGAAAUAUAUGCACAAUGAUGCUGUUCAAAGUCUUUCUUUCAAUCCUUUGACUAUAUUAUUGUCUAGUUGCGCGUUAUUUUGGACGCUAGAUCAAAAAUCUGUCGUUAAAAGUAAACUACCUGCUCGAGCAACAUGCUGCAGCUGGAAGUCCGAUGGACAGUAUCUUGCGAUAGGUUUGUUCAAUGGCGUGAUUAGCGUUAGAAACAAGGUAAUUCUAUUCGUGGGUCACUAUGCAUCACUUUUUUCUUGUAAAAGCAAUGUCUUUGUGAUUGAACCAUUAUGA
Echinostoma caproni is the source of this 567-nucleotide messenger RNA. The record is from the annotation of a GenBank genome assembly. Lineage: Eukaryota; Metazoa; Platyhelminthes; Trematoda; Plagiorchiida; Echinostomatidae.